Messenger RNA from Sparassis crispa, 366 nucleotides. RefSeq names its product Protein MGR2. Gene Ontology annotation, biological process: protein import into mitochondrial matrix; protein insertion into mitochondrial inner membrane. The record is from RefSeq and is a predicted model, not a curated record. The transcript has 4 exons. The coding region runs from base 1 to 366 and encodes 121 amino acids. Lineage: Eukaryota; Fungi; Basidiomycota; Agaricomycetes; Polyporales; Sparassidaceae. Gene Ontology annotation, cellular component: TIM23 mitochondrial import inner membrane translocase complex.
AUGGCUCAACCACAGCGAAAUUACGCUGGCCCUACUGUAUGGCAAAAAUGUACGAUGGGUGCUAUGAUGGGCGCAGGGGUUGGCCUUACUAUAGGAUUCAUCUUUGGCUCGUAUAGCAUCUUCAGAGGAGGUGCGGGACCGCGAGGGGUCCUCCCAACGCUUUCGCAAUACAUGCUGAGUAGUGCCGCUACCUUUUCCUUCUUCCUUGCCAUUGGUUCGGUUAUCCGCAAUGACACGGCUCUACCGCCACACCUUGAGGCUGCUCGGUUACAGUUCACAUCACCCAUCGUGCGGUCAAGAAAUGAAGGUAUUGCCAUGAUGAAAAGGAGGUGGGACAUGGAGAAGGCACGAGAGCGACAACUCUGA